CACUGUCACUUUAUCUAGAAGAAAAAUAUAACGUCAAAAAAGAGGUCAAAACGGAUGUUUGUGUGCAAACGGGAAUUCUGCGCAAAAACAACAAAAACUAAGACAACAUCAUGAAAUUAACAUAAAAACUGUAUGAAACGUUCUCUAGCCCACCACCAAAGCUCUACUACGGCUCAAAAAUGUCUGAAACCAGCGAAAACCUAUGCCAUAUGUAUUCAUUACCUGCCGAAAUUUUACUUAACAUCUUUAUUUAUUUACCCGCUAAAGAUUUAACCAAAUGCCGGGAGGUGUGCGUGAGAUGGAAUUUAAUCAUCGACGGUCUAGCUAGGAGCGACGAUUUGUGGUCUAAAUACUGCAAACAGGAUUUUAGCAAGGUUUACGAGGUAGCUAGGCGAAAGGCAAAACCUGGACUACUUUGGUACAAUUUAUACCGUUCUUUAGCACUUUGGCAGCGUUUAAUAGAGUCUAGAGAAGACAGCGACGAGUUUGCUUCAGCCUCGAGCCUACGAGAGGAGAUUCGUAACUUCGAAAUACUCGGCAAUGGCGUUUUAGGCGUCCACAAAAAAGCUGCAAUAGUAUAUUACGACAUAGAAACUUUACAGGAAUCUAAACGCCGUUCUAUAACUGGCGAUUUUUCUAGAUACACAGAGAACGAACAUGUAAUCGUUAUACUGAGUUUUCAUCUCCAUCUAUUUUUGAUACGCAAAGCGCUCUUCGAUUUGUCUCAGGAAGAGAGCAACGUGACAUUUGAUAAUGUAAAACUUUAUACUUUAACUGAAAACGCUCUGUACUUUGUCAACUUACAGGAUGAGAUAUUUGUAUGCAAUUAUUUUGAUGAUAAAAACAAGAAAUUGAACGGCACGCUUUUAAUGCGGUCCGAAGACGGGAUUAUGUCUCUUGGUUACAGCGAAGGACAUCUCAACGUGCUGACAUUCCAAAGAAACAUAUACACUAUAAUUAACAACAAUCUUGUAUUCAAAUGUUCGCUCGGACCCGACUCAAAUCUUUUACACCAAUUACAAAGAUACAACUUUUUAGAACAACUAGACUGGAGAGUAUAUUUCCAAUGGAUGUAUGUUCUGAACCACGCGGUACCCGAAGGACCGUUACGAGAUAUAAUAAUCAUACGUCCUUAUGGAGACGUCUACUUUGUUGGAUCCAACUGGGGAGUGCUACGAAUUUACUACGCUCCCUACAGAGCUGGAGAAUUCAACAUUUUUGAUACGCAACCGAUAAAACAGUAUAAUUUUAUGGAGCGUUCCGACUGUCCCGUGCUAUCAACGUGUCCGAUACUCCAAGUAGAUGUGUUUGAAGGUGAAGAUGGGCAUACGGUCAUCGUAGCAAUGCCGAAGAAGAUUGCGGUACUGAGUUUCACUCAUGUCUUUAAGCGAACAGCGUCUUUAGCAAUGCUGCCUUACAGCGAAGUACAAAAAGUCAAGUAUAUGAAGAUCAGUAAAUGUAGCUAAUUUUUUACUGCUGGAUAGCCAGAUUCACCGCUUCUGGGUAAGCAAUAACUAUCAGGUAAAUUCAUGCUUGUAUAGGAUGACUGGUAAAUAGUGACCGAUACUUGAAUGUGUGAUUCUACUCAUAAUUACAAACAACUUUCCCAAAGACACUUAUUUUUUAUUAUCAUUAGUUUUAUCACAAUAGCAAAACAGCUGUUUUAAACUAUACAACACUCUGGGCUUCUCCUGUUUAAAUUAAAAAAACAAAUGAAAAAGAAAAAGUUUCUUUGGUAACUGUUACUGUUACAGCUUUUUUAUCGUCCCACUGCUGGGCUGCGGCCUCCUCUCACACGGAGAAGGAUUGAGCGAUAAUUACCACGUUUGCUCAUUUCAGACUUUAUAGUCCAGGUUUCUCAUUGGCGUCCAAGAUAUACCUACUUAAAAAGUACAUACAAAUUUAGAAAAGUUGCAUUGGUACUUGCCUGACCUGGAAUCGAACCCACACCCUCAUACUCAAGAGGCUGGUUCUUUACCCACUAGGCCACUACAACUUCAUUGGUAAAGUUGCUUAUAAUUAUGAGUAGAAUCAUGUGUCCAAGUAUCAUUUGCUAAUUAGCAUUCACUCUAUAUAAAAGAACAUAUGAAUUAUAACUCGUUAAAUAUCUUUGCCCAUUUUGGAUAGUCAUGACUGGCCGAAUACAUUACUUAAGUCAUCAAAGUGCUGAAUUCAAAAUGGCAGAUUUAUUUGAAGAGAGUUGAGAUCACAUUAAUUUUCUAGAGGUUGUGAAACUGGUGUUAUAAAUAUUAUUAUUCUUUAUAUCUUUUUAAUUACUGUUUUUAAAAGCUGAAUAAUUAUAAAGAUUUUUAUUUGUAUAUUAAAAUCGAUUGCUUUAUGAUAGAUUGGAAGUUAAUUUAUUUAACUGGUCAUGUUUUUUCGGUAAAUACCAAAAUUCUAUUGUAAUGGCCAGCUUAUAAAUAGAUGAAAAAAAUAAUGUCGUUAAUAAUAUUUGUCUUGUAAUUUUUUCAAAAUUUCCUAUGCUUCAAUGAGUUCAAAUUCUAAUUCGAAUUUAAAAUGAAAAUCAUAAAAUAACAUAUUUUUAUACCGAAAGCAUUAAAAUAAUAACUACAUACCUACAUAAAAAUUUUAAGAAUUUUAGUUUUCAAUAUUUUUUCUUGUAUUUUAGCAGUAAAAAUUUAAAAAAACAACUGCCACAGCUUAAAAAAUACUGAACCUUACAUUAUUAAGGUACCAUAGUUCAAAAAAGACCUUAGGUAAUAAAAAUUAGGGCUCAACUCUGUCUAGAAUAUAAGAGGGGAGAUUCCACCAAAGUGUGUACGCUAUGUCGCGCGUCCACAGCUAGCAUGUGUUCGCGCGGAUGUUGCAGUGUCGCGGACAUGUUAGUAAUGUUCGCGCGCAAUGUGUUACUGUUUGCUACAGCGAGUACACCACGAGAUACAGACGUGUGUGUCCAAGGGGGAAUCUAGAAUUCUUGAGACCCUACUAAUAUAAUAUUAAUUUAAUACGGGGUAGUACAAAUAUUUUGGUGUUAGUUCCUAUCUCAUACACCUUUUCAUAGAUUCGUUUUUGUCAUGUAAUUCACUUAAAGUACACAUACUGCAAAUUUUUUGUCGGCCGAUAAUUUGUUUGGGCUCAUAAAUCAGUAUGAAGAUGAAUGAUAGUACGCACAUUACAAAGAUCAGGUAUUUAGCCGGUAUCAGAUCGACUAAAAACUUGAUUGGAAUCAAGAGUUUCUUUAAAAUAAGUUUUUGCCAACUGUCGGCCAACUUUUUAGUAUGCAGUGUAUAGAUACUCAUACACUUCAUGUAUCAUAAAUUGUGACCAUUUACCAUUAUUUAUUCAAUAAGAAUGACAGCAAAAUAUGGAAUUACGAGAUACUUUUUCACUACAGAACGAUAGAUUGAUGGAUUGAUAAAACGGGAGCCGUGGCUGUCUGCCGUCAUUUUAAGACAGAUUUUUUAUGUUGUCGUUAUUCCGAUAUUUGCUGUUGUCUUUAUUGAAACUUACAAUGAGUUGCACCGUUUAACUGUAAUGAUAAUCGAACCAUGAACUGGUUAAAGAACCUACCUCUCAAGUAUGGGUGUGGGUUCGAUUCCAGGUCAGAAAAGUAUCAAUGCAACUUUUCUAAGUUAGUAUGUGCUUUCUAAAAAUAUCUUGGGACACGAAUUACCGUGUUUCGGAGGGUAGAGAAACUGUAGGCCUCAGCUGUCAUUUUAACGGCAGUCGUUACGGGUAGUCAGAAGCCAGUAAGUCUGAGCCUAGGAAAAAGCUAGGCAGAUAGUAACCGUACCAUUUUCACGAUUUGACCAAUGAGCGGCAAGUAUACGGCUGGUUAUGGUUUGGUUAUCGUUAUAGUUAAAUGGUGCAAUUCAAUCUUAGAUUUACAAAGUGCACUGUGAUUUUAUUUUACCAACUAUCUACUUAAAAUGUUUAUGUAUUAUGUUGAUUGAUAUAGAUCUUCUUUAUUUUGAAAAUCGUUAAUUUAAUUUUCGAUUUUAAAUUGUUUGGAAAUGUUUAAGGAUGCGUUCCCACUGUAUCAGGACAAAGAACCAGGAAAUUUUUGAACAAAUAAGUCCUCAAAAAUGACAAAUAAACUGUCAGAUCGCCGAAAUAUUGUGAGCAAAUGCUAUCUUAUGAAAUGUAUAUUAAUUUGGCUGCCUCGUUGGUCUAGCUGUCGCAAGUGCGGCUGCUGAGCACGAGGUCUCGGGUUCGAUUCCCGGGUCGGGCCGAAAUCGCUUUGUGGGUUUUAGAAGACUUUCACAAAGCAGCCCGGAGCCUGGAAAUUGGUGAUUGAUACACCCGUGCAUCGGAGAGCACGUAAAUGUCGGUCCUGCGCCUGAUCUCUCUCCGGUCGUGUCGGAUUGCCGUCCCAUCGGGUUAUGAGAGUGAAGGAAUAGGGAGUGCACCUGUGUCUGCGCAAAUCCUUGUGCACUAUAAUAUGUCCUGCGCAAUUGGCUGAUCUCCUUAAAUGAGAACAGCCGCCGUAGCCGAUAAUCGGCUAGGAGGACAUCAUCAUCAUCA
Molecule: messenger RNA, 4485 nt
Organism: Helicoverpa armigera (cotton bollworm)
Lineage: Eukaryota; Metazoa; Arthropoda; Insecta; Lepidoptera; Noctuidae
Exons: 1
Coding region: 180-1466 (428 amino acids)
Molecular function (GO): protein binding
Source: RefSeq, a predicted model, not a curated record